Sipha flava (yellow sugarcane aphid) is the source of this 2105-nucleotide messenger RNA. Its product is annotated as ectonucleotide pyrophosphatase/phosphodiesterase family member 5-like. Bases 391 to 1749 code for a protein of 452 amino acids. The record is from RefSeq and is a predicted model, not a curated record. The transcript has 6 exons. NCBI's taxonomy places the organism in Eukaryota, Metazoa, Arthropoda, Insecta, Hemiptera, Aphididae.
CACCGGUCGGGCGCGAGCACAGCGGAGAAAGGCGGCCGCGGCGACCAGGGAGAGUACCACGGUAGUAGAGCACCGGUGCGGCCAGUCGUUGCUCACGUACCGACCGGUGUGCACGCGUGUUCCGUACGCCGUCACUGCGCCGUCGCACUUGUUCCGGACACGCAUCACAAUCGCCGCCGAUUCCGCACGCACCCGACGCCGGACACCGGCCGCAAGGGCUUUCACGGACAUGCUCGGCGACCGCGAACACGUGAUCUGCGCCGCCGUCGGGCCGCACGGCCACCAGUCGUCGACCGUGCAUCACGUUCACGUCCAUCGUCGUCGGGCUCAUCCCGCCGGCCACCGUCACUGAACGCCGACAUCGCGCGAGCCCGUCGACCGGCCGCCGUCAUGACGUUGUCGAUCGUGGCCGCCGUGGCCGCGCUGUGCGCGAUCCUCGCGGACCCGGCCAUCUCGGUCACGUCGCACCCGCUGCUGCUGGUCGUGUCGUUCGACGGCUUCCAUCCGGACUACGUGCGGCCCGACGUCACGCCGCACCUGGCCCGUUUCCGUCUAGCGUCCGCCUCGCCGCCGUACAUGCGCAACGUGUUCCCCACCAAGACGUUCGUCAACCAUUUCACCGUGGCCACCGGUCUGUACCCCGAGACCCACGGCGUGCUGGACAACUACAUGUUCGAUCGGCACAACAGGUCCAUGCACUACACGUACGAGCAGUUCCACUACAACGAGAACGUCGUGCCGAUAUGGACGCAGAACGAAAAUAGUGGUGGUGGUCGUCAUAGUGGUGUGAUGAUGUGGCCUGGAUCCGAAUUUCCAUAUCAAGGCAAAACAUCGACUCAUGUUGCAGUAUACAAUUAUUCAACACCCUGGUCGAGUCGUGUGGAUACAGUUAUAUCGUGGAUUAAAGACGAUAAAAAACCAGCAAAUUUAGUUUUUGCUUACUUCGAAGAACCAGAUAAUACUGGCCAUGUAUUUGGAGUUGGAUCACAUGAGAUAAAAAAUCAAAUCGUCCGAGUAGAUACUACAGUCAAAUACAUAGUUGAACGGAUAAAAGAGGAAAAUUUAGAAAACAAAAUAAACCUGAUUCUUCUCAGUGACCACGGAAUGGAUACAGUCACAUAUGAUAGAAUUAUAUAUUUAGACAACUAUAUAUCAAAUAAAACAUGUAAAGUCGAAGUCACAGGCCCUAACGCCUUUAUAAAUCCAAACCCAGGUAAAUACGACGAAGUUUACAGUAACCUUAAAAAUGCAUCAAAAACACAUGGAACAUUUGACGUGUUUAAAAAGGAACAACUACUAGAUCGAUGGCAUAUGAAAAAUACAGACAGAUUGAAUGGGCUGCUUUAUGUGUUGGCGAAACCAGGUUAUGCAUUUUGGGACGAAUAUUUCAAAGAUCUUCUGAAACAUACAACAAAAGAGAAAUUCAAAGCGGGCACGCACGGCUACGACAACGAGGAGCCACCGAUGCGGGCUUUCUUCAUGGCGUCCGGGCCGCUGUUCAAGCGCAACUUCACCGCGCAGCCGUUCGACAACGUGGACAUUUACCCGCUGAUCAGCCACGUCAUGGACCUGAAGCAGUUGGCCAGCAAUGCGGUGCGUCCCAACGGCACGGUGGCCGCCGUCGAGCAACUACUGGCCGAGCGUCCCGGGUCCCGGGCCGGUGGCCCCUGCGCCAAAGGGUCGCUGUCGGUCGUCGCGUGUGUCGCGUCCGCCGCGAUGACGCUGCGCACCGCGUCCCGGUACCUGUGACCACCGCCGGUGCCGGUGGACUGUCCGGACGUCGUGCCCGUGUGCCUCGCUUCGUCCUAAACGCUCUGUAUACGCUUUCUAUAGUUUCCACCGCCACGGUUGCAGUUGGCGCCUGGAAACCGGCCGGAACUCUACGACGUAGGACGAUAUUAAGCGCGAUCGCGGGGUGUAGGAUGGCGACGGAGAUGACCGCCGACCAAUCGCACCCUCCGCACUGCUGCUCUCACGACGAUUUAGUUUUAGUUUCAUUUUUAAUUUAGUCAUGUAAAUAUCGUAAUAUAGAAAUAUCGUCUUAGGCGAGAUUUUAACACUUACUGUAUGUAUCUUUUUUUUUCUCGAUAUUUUAAAAACUUAUG